CACCAUAUUUGUAGGUGUGGCCAUUGCCUCCCAUGCUUCCCCUCCUGGGUGGCGCCACAGUCUUUGUCAACUCAACUUUUUUAUAUAACCUGGGUUGAUAGUGGUCAUACAUUUUUAAUUCUCAUUAGAUGUUAUGUGCCACUCUGAAGCCUACACUGACACCUUCCUUUUUUUUUUUUUCCACCACUGAAGACUGUAGCACAAAUCUGACUGAUUACUCUCACCGCAGCUUCCUCUUUAAUCCGGUCAAGAUGACAUCAGUCUUGCCGGGGAGGGGGCGCCGGCUAACGCCAUUUUCACGCUCCUAGCAGUCAGUCAUCGUAGCACGGAGCUGUCAUUUUGCAGGACCGAUUCAUCUUUCAGUCCGCCACAUGACGCAACGGUCCGGGCAGUGACGCAGAGCUGUUGCUGGUAUGGAAAAGACACAGGACAGGACUCACCUGAGCGGCGGCUCCGAUUAGACUGUUAGGUGCUAGCAUGCAGCUAACUGCCCUACAGCGUUUGAUUCAAUAAGGUCCAGCUAACCAAAAUACAUUCAACCCGGACCCGGAAAUUCUUGUUUCUUCCACCGCAUAUUUUUUCACACCUGUAACCCGCUGUUGACGGAGAAAGGGACGUUGGAACGACUCUGAGGAGCUCCACUGGCAACGAAUGUCCCACAGAACGGAUGCGUGAGGACAUGUCCACCAUGGUUUGCGUGAAGGAGGAGGAGGACCCGGGGGAGAAACUGUCUCAGGAUGAGAUCAUCUCCCGAACCAAGCAGGUGAUCCAGGGACUGGAAGCGUUAAAGCAAGAACAUCAUUCCAUCAUGGAAGGCCUGCUGGGCACGCUGCAUUGCCUGAAGAAGGAUGAAGAAGGUGUCCUGGUGGAGGAGAAGUCACACAUGAUCCAGAAGUCCCUGGAGAUGCUGGAACUUGGUCUGAGUGAAGCUCAGGUGAUGAUGGCACUGUCAAGCCACCUGAGUUCAGUGGAGUCAGAGAAACAAAAGCUCCGGGCUCAAGUACGCAGACUCUGCCAGGAGAACCAGUGGCUGAGGGAUGAGCUAGCUGGAACGCAGCAGAAACUGCAGAAGAGUGAGCAGAGCGUGGCCCAGCUUGAGGAGGAGAAGAAGCACUUAGAAUUCAUGAACCAGCUGAAGAAGUAUGAUGAGGACCUUUCCCCCUCAGAAGAAAAGGAGUGUGACUCCAGUAAGGAGACACUGGAUGACCUCUUUCCAGAUGACCAGGAUGACCAAGCUCCAGGCAUCCAGCCGGCUCAUGGUAGCGCUGCAGCAGCAGCUGCCCAGCAGGGAGGUUAUGAGAUCCCAGCCCGUCUUAGGACCCUCCACAACCUGGUAAUCCAGUAUGCCUCCCAGGGCAGGUAUGAGGUGGCUGUGCCCCUCUGCAAACAGGCCUUGGAAGACCUGGAGAAGACCUCUGGACACGAUCACCCAGAUGUAGCCACCAUGCUCAACAUCCUGGCGCUUGUUUACAGGGAUCAGAACAAAUACAAGGAAGCAGCCAACCUGCUAAAUGAUGCUCUGGCCAUCAGAGAGAAGACUCUUGGCCGAGACCAUCCAGCUGUGGCAGCUACCCUCAACAACCUGGCUGUCUUAUAUGGGAAGAGAGGGAAGUACAAGGAGGCGGAACCUCUCUGCAAGAGAGCACUGGAGAUCAGAGAAAAGGUGUUGGGCAAAGACCACCCAGAUGUAGCCAAGCAGCUGAACAAUCUUGCCCUGCUGUGCCAGAACCAGGGCAAGUAUGAGGAAGUGGAAUAUUACUACAUGAGAGCACUGGAGAUCUACCAGACCAAACUGGGACCAGAUGACCCCAAUGUGGCCAAAACAAAGAACAACCUGGCUUCCUGUUACCUAAAGCAGGGCAAGUUCAAGCAAGCUGAGACUCUGUAUAAAGAAAUCCUCACCCGUGCUCAUGAGAGGGAGUUUGGCUCUGUUGAUGAUGAGAACAAACCAAUCUGGAUGCAUGCUGAGGAGAGAGAGGAACAAAGCAAGGGGAAGCAGAAGGACAGCUCACCAUUCGGAGAAUAUGGAGGCUGGUACAAAGCAUGUAAAGUUGACAGCCCCACUGUUACCACAACCCUGAAGAACUUGGGUGCCCUUUACAAGCGGCAGGGCAAGUUUGAGGCAGCUGAGACUCUUGAGGAGGCAGCCAUGCGUUCCAGGAAGCAGGGUCUGGACAAUGUGCACAAGCAGCGGGUUGCCGAGGUUCUGAGUGAACCAGAGGCACGUGAGAAGCAGCGCAGCCGAGAGAGUUUGACUUCAGACACAGUGAAGUAUGAGAGCGGGCCAGACGGAGGCGAGGAAGUGAGUAUGAGCGUGGAGUGGAACGGGGACGGCUCAGGAUCCCUGAAGAGGAGUGGCUCCUUCAGUAAACUACGAGCGUCCCUACGUCGAAGCAGCGAGAAACUCGUCCGCAAGCUAAAAGGCGGCAGCUCGUCACGGGACAAUGAGCACAAAAAUCCUGGCAUGAAGCGAGCCAGCUCUCUGGGUGUUCUUAACUUGCCGGACAAGCCUGCCAGAGACCUCUUCCAAGAACGAAAUCAUCGUUUAAGAAAACAUCAUGACCUGAGUGCCAGCCAAACCGACCUGGCGCUUUGAAGGAAGUGAACAACCAACCCUUGACCCCUGGACCGCUUUCACUGUAAAUUACUGUUUGUAGAAAAGCUUAAUCUGUUCAUCUUACUUCAGCAUCACAACACAAAGUGCUCACUGGAGAGCCUCUAAGCUUUGACUGCACUGUUUUAGCAGGAAGCUUGUGCUCCUUUUCACUACGUAUUGAGGAGUGUGAAUGUACUGUGGUCUGCUGCAUGUUUUUCUGUGAGAACACCCAUGUUUUAGUUGUUUCCUAAAUUUCUGUGACCAUCGAUGAACAAUAUUGUGUGCAAUGCUAGUGUUAGUUUGAAGGAAACCACAAACAUAAGUUCUACUUUAUCAAACCAGGGCUUAAAAUGAGCUCACUGUUUCACCGAGCUAAUCUAAACAGAUAUGUAGUGGUUUUAAAUCCUAGGGGAAAGUGGCAGUGGAAACAGGAAAAAAAUGUAUGUCUUACUGGCUGAAAGUUCAAUUUUAUUAUAUCAUGACGCUAUGAUAAAUACUGCCAUUUAUUAACAGAAAGUUUAGAACUACUGAUGGCUACUUCUACAAUUGCAGUGUAGAAGUAGCCAUCAGCUACAAAAUAGUGUGUCCAAAACAAGUCACCUGCAAAUCAAUAGGAACAACUUUUCUCUUGAAAACCUCAGUAAUGAUUUAUUUAAAUUAGAAUAAAAUGUUCAGAUUAUUGUCCACCUGGCCAGUUUGAAAAUAAUUCCAUAAUAAAUUAAUUAAUCAACCCUAAAAGGAUAGAUUCAGCAUUUUUUAAAGUGAGGUUUAAGCUGGUUGUCUACAUGUGCCAGAGCGGUUUUGCUCUACAAAAAAGAUAUCUCAAGAGGAAAUUCCAAUUGCGUGAUUUACUUUAUUAAAUCAACACUGCAUCCAGCAUUAAAGUAGGAAGGUCACAUUGCUGUAAUAGUAGUCCAUGUUUUUUAUGACCUUCAACCAUUUUGAUUAUUUGUGUGUCUGUGCGUGGGUUGAUGUGUGUGGGUAAGCGUAUAUGUAGAAGUAAGUGUGUUUGUGGAUGUAUGUGAGCGAGUUCGUCACCUGAAGCUACACAGUUGUUAGAGCGGUGAGAACGAUAGAAAGCCUGCAAUACUUGGCACCCAAGAGCAGCAAAGACACGUCUCUGGUCCCAGGUAGAUUGAUAUUAGGCAUCAGCCCAGAGCAGCCAAACGCCCCACACAGAGGUAGGUCGCCAGCGAAGCACAAGAGCAGCAGUGCCUAGGCCAAAGAGGCAGUGUAAAAUGUGGGGCACCGAAACCCCCCGACCCAGCCACACUGCCAUCUCCCGCCAUGGCAGUCCAGUGCCUGCAGCAAGACCCCCUAACCCCCAGGCAACAGAGACCCCCCUCCCAGAACCCCUGACACUCAGAAGGACAAAGGGAAGGGAGGGAACAUUACCAUCCCACCUGAUAAACUCUUCCCAGGGAGGUCAAGAAAGAAGGAUGCCACCAGAACCCAGCAUGGCCCCAAUUGGCCGUAGCUGGCCCGACACAUCCCAAGGAGCCAUAGGCUACCUGAUAGUAGCCCACCACUCUGGAUCAAGGCCCAAGCACCCAUACAACCAACACCACACCAAGGCUCUUCCCCAUGACACCCCACCUAACCACCACAGGUGCAGGGGAGAGAACAAAAUAGAAUCAUGGCUCAUCUCCUGUACCCAGCCUCACCCACCCUUCCAUGGUGUUUGCAUGUGUGUGUGAUAAUAUGGAACGUUGCUAUGAAUGCAAGUGUGUCUAUCUGAAGUGCACUACAAUUGGGGAUAUGCCUGGCAUCAACCCUAAGGCCCUAAGUGUCUGUAGUGCAUUAAAAUCAAGGUGCAGGAUGGGGCCAAAUAUAGCAAGAGGGCAUUGCAAGGCAUCUUACCUACAGUAGAUAUCUCCUGCUUUUUAUCUUAGGUUAACUAUAAAUUUGUUGGCCCAGAAGGUGAAGUUAAAAGCUAGUUCGAAAGGAGCUUAGAGUAAAGCAGAUUUAUAGUCUUCUAACCCCUAACCCUUCACAGAAGGUGAUGAUCUUUUAGACAGAAAAUGGAGGUCGGGCCGGUGCGCCACCAUUGAUCUUCCUAUGUGAAACACAGGCUGAUAAUGUAACAUGUCCUGUCUAAAUAACUGCCUAAUACAAACGUAAAAUAGUGAAUAGUAAAAAUACUAAAAUAGUCUGCUGUGGUCUUAGCCCCUGUUGGACUAGCUGUUAACUUCAACCUCUGGGAUUAACUCAUCUUUUUUUAUGCUAAAAGAAACAUGAACAUAGUUACACUUAAGCCCAAAACUAUUUAUACCCCUUUCAGAUUUAGGUUUAAAUCAAUACCAUAUUUCUUCAGACUAGAAGUAACAUUAUUGUUUUGUAGUGGGCCAAAACAGCCAGAUUCAAGUCCUGACUUGUCCUGACUUGAAUCUGAUGUGUAGGGAGCUAAAGAAUGGGGUAACAGCAAGGAGGCCUAUCAAUCUCAAAGAUCUGGAGCUCAUUACCAAAGAUAAAUUAUUAACAUAGCAGUGUAAACAUGCAAAAGCUGGUUAGCAAUUGUAAGGGUUUGAUUGUAGUAAUGUCAAUCAAGAUUUUCCCAUUCAGUAUUAAAAAUGGUUGAAAAACAUUUUUUAUUUAAAUAUGAAAAAUAUAUCGUCUCAGGAUUGACUAGCCUUUUAGAUAGUUUUAUUGUCUUUUGAGAGAUGUUGAUCUCAUUUCAUAUUAGUUAAAUAAAAAUAAUUUUAAAUCCAAGUUUGCCAGGGGUACUAAUAAUUUGGGGCUUAACCGUAUCUACUGCAGGUAAGAUACUAACUACUCAUUUGUCUCAUUUCAAAAAAGCUAAGCUAUCCCUUUAAAAUAUCCAUUUUUGUUUUUAGUGUCACUCUCCAGCUAUAACCUCCAUUGAAAUUUGAUCAUUCCUGUCUUCAAAAUAACUCUAGAUGAUUAUGACUGAAGGGAGUAUUUGAAGCUUUAAAAUGUCCACAAACCAGUUACCUAAAACCAGCAAAGCUCACAGUCUGUAAAUUAAACCAAACCAAUGUCCAAAGUUUGCCUCAGAAAAUAUCUGCAUUAGAACAUGUCUGUGUUCCACGUGUCCAAGUUUAAUGCUAGCUCCACAGGUUCUCAGGUCUCAUAUGAGUUUCUGAAAGCACAGAAAAGUCACUUGUGUUGAACUAUAUUUGAAGGACAGACGCUGAAACUUGACUGGCCUCAUCUCGGCUGCUUCCUCCUCAAAUGUUCUGUUCUGUGUUGAAUGAAGAUUCAGCUUCUGAAAUAUAAAGUCCAGUGUUUACAUUUUGUUUGAUGCUAUUUUACUUGUAUUUAUCCAUGCUCCAUUCUGGAAAAUUCUUUUUAUGUUUAUGAAAAAAACUUAAGAUUUGUUCAUAAUGUUAUUUUAAUCUGAAUUAACUGAACAUGACAGUUAUGGCUAAUUAUGCACAAUUUUAAAUUACUCUACAGUUUUAAACAAUACCAGGAGAAAGGUUUCUAGUUGUUUUCGAUGUUUGAUCUAGACAAACCUUUACGUGAGUGAAGUGCAAAUUCAGCUUGUUUUCUGAUGCUUUUAUUCCAAGCAGUUUGUAGGUAAAACGUAUACAACACUGUACCAGUGAUUUGUGUUAUGCUAGUCUUUACAGCAGCUGGAUGCUCUGCUUUAAUCAAUGCAAGCUACCUAUGAAGUUCUAAUUUAAUGUGUAAAGAUUAUUUUGAACCAAAGCUGUAAAAGUUAACCUUUGAUUAAACGUUCCAGCCUUCCUGAA
This is a messenger RNA of Girardinichthys multiradiatus, 6312 nucleotides long. It is a transcript of the gene klc1a, whose product is annotated as kinesin light chain 1a. The record is from RefSeq and is a predicted model, not a curated record. The transcript is spliced from 16 exons. NCBI's taxonomy places the organism in Eukaryota, Metazoa, Chordata, Actinopteri, Cyprinodontiformes, Goodeidae. Gene Ontology annotation, molecular function: kinesin binding. Gene Ontology annotation, cellular component: cytoplasm; membrane-bounded organelle; kinesin complex. The coding region runs from base 668 to 2596 and encodes 642 amino acids. Gene Ontology annotation, biological process: axo-dendritic transport.